Molecule: messenger RNA, 2231 nt
Organism: Dreissena polymorpha
Lineage: Eukaryota; Metazoa; Mollusca; Bivalvia; Myida; Dreissenidae
Exons: 4
Coding region: 282-1994 (570 amino acids)
Biological process (GO): positive regulation of DNA-templated transcription; protein polyubiquitination; proteasome-mediated ubiquitin-dependent protein catabolic process
Cellular component (GO): nucleoplasm; chromatin
Molecular function (GO): ubiquitin protein ligase activity; zinc ion binding
Source: RefSeq, a predicted model, not a curated record
GAAACCAACGAUAAACUCAGGUGUAUUCAUAUGGUUUUAUCUUACCCAGUUCACGUGACUGAUUACUUUGUUUACUGAAGUUUUAAACUUAAAACAAACUAAAGUUUUAUCUUGUAGUGUUGGUCAUUACUUAUUUACGUAUGAUAGACAAAAGCUAAACUGGUGUGAUUUGUUGUGCUGUUUAUUCUAGCUUACCAGCAUUUAAUGUUCCCAAAAUAAUCAAGUUAGAUUAAAGGUUAAGAGAUCUAAAGUUUUAGUGUUUGUAAAAAUCAUUCAGUAAAAUGGCAACCUUUUCACAAUCCACCAUUGACAAGGGAUCUGACAUAGUCCAAGACUUCUUGUGCUCGACCUGUGAAGACAAGAAGCUGGAUAAAAUGGCUGAUUUCUACUGUGAAUCUUGUGUGAAGUUUUACUGUGGAGAAUGUGUUAACAUGCACAACAAGUUGUUUACAAAACAUACCCCCUAUGGAAGAGGAGCUAUGAAGAAAUGGCCAGUGGCCAAGAAGGUUGAAGAUUUUCUUCUAAAAUGUGAUAUUCAUAAAGAAGAAAGCCUGAAAAUGUAUUGUGAUGAACACAGUGAGCUGUGCUGCACAAAUUGUGCAUUCCUUAAACACAGACUCUGCCAAAAGGUAACUCUUAUAUCCGACAAAGUAAAAGGUCAGUCCACAGACCUUCAAAAACUGUCAGUUUCUAUCAAAACUAUUCUGGAAGAAAUAAAAAAACUUCAAGACAACCAAGAGGCUAGCAUUCAAUAUGUUCAAAGUUCAUAUGAUAAGCAGUUACACACGAUACAGAAAACUCGCCAAAAUAUAAAUUCAGCCUUAGACACAAUCGAACAAAAGACACUGAAGAAAAUGAAAGAUACUCUGACCAAACUACACGCCUCUUCAAAAAUUGCUGUUGACAAAUGCAUCAGGCUUAGGGAUGAAUUUAAACAACUUCGUGACGCCAUACAGGAUAUCAGUGAUAAAAGCACACUGGAACUAUCCUUUAUAGCCAUCAGGAAAUGCAAUGAUAAAAUACAGCAGUCUGAAACAUAUCUGAAGGGAAAUUCUCUUCAGUCUAAAGUUUCAAUAACAUUUCUGCCUAACCGUGAAAUUGUACAGUACUUGUCUAAACUGUCAGGUCUUGGCAAGAUUGAACACAUUACCCAGACAUUGAUGGGGCAAUCAGAUCCGAACAAGGUGUUCACUGUGCAGGGGAAGUCUGUACACAAUAUGAAAAUGUCAAGUGAUUCACAUAAAUGCAGUAUCCAAGCCAUCUGUGUUCUCCCAGACAGACAGGUUGUGGUUGUAGACAACUCUAAUGCGAAUGUCAAGCUUCUUGACCAGCAGUACCAGGUGGUGAGUCACUGGAGUUUUACUGGCACGCCAGCGGGUAUGUGUGAGAUCACACCCAGUGAGGUGGCUGUGACUCUGAAUAAUAUCUGUAGUAACACAGAUGAGGUCCAGUUCAUCACAAUCAACAACAGGCAGCUGGUGAUAGGAAGAAAGCUUCAGUUACAACAUACAUGUAGUGGUAUUGCCUUCCACCAGGGAGACUUGUAUAUUACUGCUCUCACAGCACUAUACAAGUACACACUCAGUGGGGAACAAGUCAGCAAGAUGUAUGAAGAUACAUCAGGCAAAUUAACAGUAUGGAGGUGUGCUGUGCAUCCCACAGGGGACAAGUUGUACAUCAUUAACCUAUCCCAUGACAAGCUCCUCAUCCUGGCCAGGGAUGGGUCAGUCCUGGCCACCUUCACUGACCCUGCACUCAACGCCCCACAUGCUGUACACGUGACACCUGCAGGCCAGGUGCUGGUAUGUGGAGGCCUACGCCCCAACUUCUACAUCACACAGGUGGACAGUGAGGGGAGAAGGAAGCUGGCCACUCUUGCUACUGAGGAGGAUGGAGUGGAUGGCCCAUGGUCAGUCUGCUACAACAGACACACCGCCUGCUUUGUUGUCGGACUUUUAUUAAACAACAGUAUCCUGGUGUUCAAAGUACAAUAGUGUAUUUUAGCAUACAUCUUAUUUUAUUAUUCAGAUUAUUUAAAAUGGCCAUGAGAAUAUAUUGUUGUACAAUUAGAACAUUGUGAUAUGAUACUAUAACAAUGAUAGUAUUAAUAAAGAGUUCAUGUGAACAUUAGAAGUGCUAUGAAUGUAUGAACUUGUUACAUCUAUGACAAUUCUUUAUUAUUUCUAUUUCACUUAACACGUUUAAAUGAUUUUAGUUCAGAGAAUAAUUUA